AUGUUUUCCUUAUGCCGACGCUACAAAGAUGAUCACGAACAUGGCGCUACACAGAUCAAAGGCGGCUACAUGCUGCGAUACAAACGGAAAUAUUUAUGGAACUCCUGGUCAGAAGAAUGGGUGGUUCUGUAUGACGACUCAACUAUGGCAUGGUUCAAGGACGCAUCAGGAAAAUGCAUGGCGACUCAAAAGCACCUGGUAAAGGAGUGUCCGGAGAUGCUAGCCAUCUCGACGUGGACGGGUCAGGUGCCGCGCAGACCCACCUUGCCGCCAGGAGCAAAGCUAUCACAGCUGAUGGCACUUGGUUCUCGCCGCGACCCAGGACAUGUCGUCUGGAUGCUUGCAAAAUCUGAUGCGGAGAUGAAGGAUUGGAUGACAGCUAUUUCAAAAACGCUACCAGCCCCCCCUCACAUCGAGCUGGUAAUGGCCAUGCCGUACCUCCGCACAGCAUUCAAGAGACCAACUGUCAGAGUCAGACCUACAUCAUCAGAGAUGUACACGAGGAACGCUCGCAGUGCUGUGGGAGCUCUGGACGGGCGUGGGCUGGUGGCCGUCAUCAAGCGCCAGGUGCCUCUAGCUGGACAACUCGACCAUCAGCUCGCUUGGGGACAAGGCUGGGGAUGGGUUACCUUGCCUAAUGGAGUUUGGAGUGGACGCUUGACCUGGUCUCAAGAAGGCGAGGACUUUGCUCUCCACGCGAUGCCGAUCAUGCAUCACACCAACGUCUCCCAAGCCUGUUCCAUGCUGGAUGGAGUGACGGCAUACGAGGCGUCUGUCUAUGAGCAGGCCUUAGCAGAGUAUGAUGAUACUGGCACCUCCGAUGACUGGGACUUCGGAGUCGACUGUGGAGACUUCAUGAUGUAA
Messenger RNA from Spodoptera littoralis (African cotton leafworm), 864 nucleotides. NCBI's taxonomy places the organism in Eukaryota, Metazoa, Arthropoda, Insecta, Lepidoptera, Noctuidae. The record is from the annotation of a GenBank genome assembly.